Molecule: messenger RNA, 561 nt
Organism: Nannospalax galili (Upper Galilee mountains blind mole rat)
Lineage: Eukaryota; Metazoa; Chordata; Mammalia; Rodentia; Spalacidae
Gene: Ifnb1
Product: interferon beta 1
Exons: 2
Coding region: 1-561 (186 amino acids)
Biological process (GO): T cell activation involved in immune response; cytokine-mediated signaling pathway; adaptive immune response
Cellular component (GO): extracellular region
Molecular function (GO): cytokine activity; type I interferon receptor binding
Source: RefSeq, a predicted model, not a curated record
AUGACCAACGGGUGUAUCCUCCAAACCUUGCUCCUUCUGUGCUUUUCUACCACAGCCCUCUCCAUCAGCUACAAGGCGCUUCGACUCUAUCAAAGCAGCGGCAGUGUGACAUGCCAGGAGCUCCUGUUACAGCUGAAUGUAAGGCUAAGGCCCUGCCUUGAGGACAGGAUUAACUUUAAGCUCCCUGAGAAAAUCAAGCACCAACAGCAGUUCAAGAAGAAGGAUGCUGCCUUCCUCAUCCAUGAGAUGCUCCAGAAUAUCUUCUCUGUCUUUACAAAUGAUUUCUCCAGCACUGGGUGGAAUAAGACCAUUGUUGAGAACCUCUUUGGUGAACUCCAUAAACAGAUGGACCGUCUGGAGACAAUCCUGAAGGAAAAACCAGAAGAGAGCUUAGCCUGGAGAAACUCCAUGGCCAUUCUCCAUUUGAAGAGCUAUUAUCGGAGACUGCAAAGGUACCUGAAAGACAAGGAGUACAGCAGCUGUGCCUGGAUGGUGGUCCGAGCAGAAAUCAUGAGGAACUUUCCCAUCAUUAGCAAACUUACUGAUUGCUUUCAGAACUGA